Phaeodactylum tricornutum CCAP 1055/1 is the source of this 267-nucleotide messenger RNA. RefSeq lists its product with no specific name. The annotation marks the transcript as partial. The transcript has a single exon. Lineage: Eukaryota; Bacillariophyta; Bacillariophyceae; Surirellales; Neidiaceae. The record is from RefSeq and is a predicted model, not a curated record.
AUGAACGCCGUCAAACCCAGUGCUAAACGUCGGCGCACUCAUCCGGAUGAACCGGUACCACCCAAGCGACCGGUGAGUGCGUACCUGAUCUUUGCCAAUCAACAACGUGUGGUUUGGAAAGACAAACUAGAAGGAUUGUCCGUGGCAGAAAGCUCCAAACUCUUGGCCGAUCGCUGGAAGGCGGUACCGGAUCGUCUCAAGGAGCGGUACGAAAAAGUAGCCGAACAAGCCCGCAUCAAGUACCGCCUCGACAAGGAGCAGUACGAC